UUUUUAAACUAUAGGGACUAAGUUAUAAUUAACUCUCUAAGCGAUAACGACUGGCUCUUCUGUCCCUGGAGUUUCAUUUUGCCGCUGUUCUGGCUCAGUUUCCCAACCAAAGAAGGAGGAGGAAGAAGCUGUCACCCUUGCAGCUGCAGAUCACCUGAAAACGGUGAAAGUGCUUGAAUUAUUUGCAGGAAAAUGCAUCCUCCUUUGACAUUACAUAGGCACCCGAUGUGUGUUGAAAUUAUUGAGCAGUUUCAAAAGUGUCAUUUGGACCAUCCUAUUGCUAAGUUCUUUGGUGAAUGCACAGAACUCAAAAUAAAACUUGAUCGCUGUUUUCGGGAGGAAAAAGCCGUGAAGCGUAAGGCGAAUUUUGAACAAAGCAAGAAACUUAAGGAAAGGCUUCAAGCAUUAAGGAAGGAAGCUGCUGAGGGAAGUCCUGAGAAGAGCAACUUUGUGUAAGCGUAAUUAUUAACUGGAAGAUGAAAUUUUGUCCGCUGGCUGCAACGUGAAUAUAAUGCAUAAAGUGAUUUAGUGUAUGACUGGACCCAUGCAUUGAACAAUACAUAUAUCACUGCAAGAUGGUGAAAGAAUUCAGAUGAUCCAUGGUAUAUUGUGGGCAAUAUAAUGUCAUAUUUCUUCA
Populus trichocarpa (black cottonwood) is the source of this 637-nucleotide messenger RNA. RefSeq lists its product as uncharacterized. NCBI's taxonomy places the organism in Eukaryota, Viridiplantae, Streptophyta, Magnoliopsida, Malpighiales, Salicaceae. The record is from RefSeq and is a predicted model, not a curated record. Gene Ontology annotation, cellular component: mitochondrion. Bases 193 to 456 code for a protein of 87 amino acids. The transcript is spliced from 4 exons.